GGAAAUUUUUACUGUAUGGGCAACACUCGGUACAACACUAGUGCGUAUUAAAAAAGAGACAAUAAAAAUGCUACAAUGCUUUUUAACUUAUUUGCCUAAAUUGCAAUCGACGCCUGUGCAUCAAUUUAUUUAAUUUGUUUAAUAAACAAACAUCAAAUUGAGCAAACAAAUAAAACCAAAUCGUAGCAAGCUAGUCGAAACUGAAAAUUGUGAUUGUGAAGAACAACACACGCGUUCUCAAAUAUUGCGUAUUCUGCUGAAAUCAUUGCGUCAAACAGUGUGUGUGUGUGGAGCAUAUUUCAAGUAAAGAAGAGCGGAUGCAAUGGGACGCCGCUGCUGCGUUGCAGAGUGUCCGUCGACGUCGCGGCUCUUGGAGCACCAUGGCGUCACUUACCACUCAUUUCCGAUAGACCCCGUAAUACGUGCUAUUUGGAUAAAGAACUCGCGCAUUAGCUUGGAGCGUCAGAUUACAAAGAGUGUGCUUGUGUGCUCGCGUCACUUUCGACGUCUCGAUUUCAAUACCAUACGGAAUGGAAAGUAUCUGCUCAAGCCGCGAGUCUUUCCCACCGUCUUCCCGUGGGGCAAAAUGGAACCCUCAGAAAUUGAGGCCGAUCAUCGUGCCCUGCAGGCUUCAGUUGAUGGCACUGGAGCCAGCGGUGCGGCAAAUAGCUCCACCAGCGAAGACGUCAUCAAGGCAACUGUUGACCAAAUUGUUAACCAAAUCAUGCAGGAAACGGACGAGCGAAAAGCAGCAGCAGCAGCGGCUGCCGCCGCAGAGGCGGCAGCCAAAGCCGAAGCUGAAGCGGAUGAAAGCCAAACGGUGGCAGCUAAGGAAGAGCCAGAAGUCGCCACGACACCAGCUGAAAGCACAGUCGCUGAUAACUUACCCGAGGCUGCACCCGCUCUAUCUGAGGCAGCUGACGAACUGUUGACAUCCGCCAAUAGCUCCGCUUCGCCAGUAUCUAUCUCGCCGCCAAAAUACGGAUCGCCUACAAACACGACCAUUGGAGCACGCCUCGAAGCGCUGAGCGUCGACGGCGUCUGGCUGCCGGCACGUAUUGUAGAAGUCAAUGAGUCGGAGCAGACGCUGCUCAUACGCUUCGAGCGCAAUAGCAAGCUGAAGUCUUCUCCGUCAACGGCUGGCGGGUAUCAGGAGUGGAUCGCCAUCAAGUCGGAGCGUCUGCGACAGCGCAUCAGCUCACGCGUGUUGCCUAUUUUCGAGAUUGAGGAGAAGUGCAUGGCACGCUGGUCGGGACCGCGAAAAUUUCCUGGUACCAUCAAGAAACUACUUGGCAACGACACUUACGAGGUGCUCUUUGACGAUGGCUACACCAAGAAUGUGCGCGCCGUGCACAUGAACAAGCUGCCGCGUCAACUGGCGGCCACAACGGCUCAUGAAGUGGACACCGAAACUGUGACGGCCACGGCCACCACAAGCUCCGUUGCACUUAAACGACCGAGUACGGGUCCUACAAGCAACAACAAGAAGAGCAAGACGGCUCCCCAACGCAAGGAUUGGCCACUGCUGGAUAUGUCCAAUUUGGACUUGGCUUCUCUGGGUUUGCCGGACAUACCACAUGAUGGAGAGUGGACUUGCCACUGGGUAAACGAUCAGCCCAUUGGCACUGAAGGCUUUCUGAUUGUGGGCGAGCAUCAGAAGCCGACGGUGAUUGUGCAGGAUUGGCGACUGCCACCUGGCUGGAUCAAGCACAUGUACCAACGGUCCAAUGUGCUUGGCAAGUGGGAUGUCAUACUGGUGUCGCCUAGCGGCAAACGUUUUCGUUCCAAGUCCGAUCUAAAGGUGUUUCUGGAGUCGCAAGGUCUGGUGUACAAUCCAGAUGUGUACGACUUUAGCAUUCAUCGACGGCGUGCCAAAGACAUAAAUGCCUAUGUGUACACCCAUGACUACAGUCCACAGCAACCGCUGAAGUCCAGACCUCAGGAUGUGUCGCUCGACAGCACAGCGAUAUCACAGGAUGCAAACAGUAGCAAGGUAUCGACGGAUACAACCGCAUCCACACCGAUCUCUACGAUUACUACGCGUCGCACUGCAGCGGAUGAAAGUCAGUACAUGGAGACACCUGUGGCCUCACUAGUGCCACCAGCAGAAUUGAUGUCGCCAUCGCCACAGGCCCGAACCAGCGAUGUCCAAUCAUCCGGCACUGAUGCAGCCGAUGCAAACGCUGUGCUGGGCAUGGAUGCACAGGGUGCCGUGCUAGUUGACGAUGGUUACGCCUUUAUUGGCGGACUCAAGGUGCAGAUAACAGACAAUUUGUUUGUGUGCCCACGUGAGGGAUGCGGCAAAACCUACCGCAAGGAGGACUUUCUGCAAAUCCACAUACGACAUUAUCACAAGGAAUUUGCCCAGCACGUCAGUCAUUGUCCCAAGAUGCAGGAAUUGGCUGUUAAGCGCACGCAUCCCUCGUCGAUUGAGCAGGGCGAACAGACGCCCAAGAACCAAAUACCCAACCAACAGUUCUUUGCCAAGCUGCACCAGCAGGACUUACAGCACUCUCGUUCCGCUAAACGACAUCCGGCGGGUACCGAGUCAUCGCCAACAGCAACUCUUGACACAUCUACAAAUAUUUCGCCCAGCAAAGCGACAUCCACGCCAAAUGUGGAAUCCCCAACUACAACAAAAGGAAUGCCUCAACAGGAUAUUAACGCUCUAGAAGCAAUUCCAACUGUUUUGCCAUCACCCAAGGAAGCUACUGCUGCUGCUGCUUUUCUUUCUGUAGAGCCAGCUAAAGUUAGCACACCAGAAGUCGUUCCGACUUCAUCCAGUCGUUCCUCUAAACGGGCACGACCUUCAUCCAACAGACGUCUGUCUGGCGCACGCAAGAGCAGCCGACAACGCACUCAGCGUCGACAAGCAAAUACACCAAGAAGCAAAACAGCGGCUAGUAACUUGCUGGCAACUGGCAUUAAUUAUGAGGAUACGCUUUUGUCGACGCCCACGCCGGAGGUUCGCAAUGAAGCCAAGAAGCGACGCAUUGCAGUAUCCGGCACUCCGAUUGGUUCGCCUGCCCACAUCGAUUCUGGGUCGACACCGUCAUCCAAUGAUCUGGUGGACAUAAAUGCAGCAUUGGCGCCACCACCGCCCAGUCAGACUCCGCAGUACAUCAAGGAGAACGGCGAGCUAAUACGUAUUGUGCGCAUGAGGCAGGAAGAGAUCAUAAAUUGCAUUUGCGAGUAUGGCGAAGAAGAUGGCCUGAUGAUACAAUGUGAGCUCUGUCUGUGCUGGCAGCAUGGCGCCUGUAACGGCAUUGUCAAGGAGUCAGACGUUCCGGACAAGUAUGUCUGCUAUAUAUGUCGAAAUCCGCAGCGUGUCCGCGAUUCGAUGCGCUUUAAGCAUGAUCAGGACUGGCUUUUUGAGGGCAAGCUGCCCGUGGCUGGAUAUCAUACGCCUAAUCCCCAAACAUCCAAGAAAUGCGAGCUUUUAAAGCGUUCGCACACGCUGACAGGCAAUCUGUUGGACGCUAAGCGUUCCAUGCAUUCCUUGUUGGUCAAGAUCAAUAUUGCUCGCAAUCGCUGUCACCCCAAACUGUAUCUGUGGGCCAAGAAGUGGGACGAAGAUCACAUAGAUAACUCGAAUACGCCGGUUAAACGCCCAAAGGCCGUUCAGAACGAUUGGCCACAUGUGCCGCAACCGGAGGCCGCUAUCGAUCCUGAGGAGUGCCAGUACCGUCUGAUCGAGCACGUCAAAGUGCAGCAAUCAUUAUUGUUGAAUCGCCUGAACGAUAUCGAAGGAGAAAUGGAUGAACUGGAAAAGGAAGACAACCUUCCCGAUUUAAAGGACGCAAAUAUGUCGACCACCAAAGAAGCAUUAGCCACAUUCAUCAAGGAAUUGGAGACGUUAAAACGUCUUGCUAAGCUUAACAAAGUGGCUAACAUGAAGAUCACACUGAAGGAAAAAGAAGCAGCGUCCGAAAUUGCUCAAUUGUGAACAGAGUUGGACCUGAAUCUAAUGCAAAAAUAUAACUCAGAUUACUAAUAAAUGCUUAUUAGUUUAAAAUGUUACACAAAUAAAAAUGUAUAUAAAUUAAAACCGUUCAAAAAUCGACUCUUGAGCGCGGA
Drosophila innubila is the source of this 4077-nucleotide messenger RNA. RefSeq lists its product as uncharacterized. The record is from RefSeq and is a predicted model, not a curated record. Lineage: Eukaryota; Metazoa; Arthropoda; Insecta; Diptera; Drosophilidae. The coding region runs from base 323 to 3946 and encodes 1207 amino acids. Gene Ontology annotation, biological process: regulation of transcription by RNA polymerase II. Gene Ontology annotation, molecular function: DNA binding. Gene Ontology annotation, cellular component: NSL complex. The transcript has 5 exons.